UAACUCUUCUCUUUGGAAAAUGAUCCUCCUUCCAGGUGCUGUAUGAACAAGAUAUUCAGUUCCGAUCCCCAUCCAGAGCAUUUAUGGAACCCUAAAUCGAAAGAGGCACAUCUGAUUAGUGAGAGGUUUAUGAUCGGAGAGAUGGAGUUUAAGGUUCGUGAUUACAAAGCUGAAGAAGCAGUCCAUUCGCUCACUCGAGUUCCGGUUUCUUCACAUCCUCUCUGUUCGUCUCCAUCUUCAUUAUCGUUACAUACGCAGGAUCAUGGGAGCAUUGAGUUCUAUGAUCCAUUAAGGGGGCUAUCGAUGGAAAUCUUGGAGCCUGUCGAGGAUAUGGCUGUUGCAGAAAAGCGUCCUGCUAGUCAACCAACCUCUCAUAUAUCUGCUAAGGAGUGGGCAUCUUACAAGAAGUUAUUGAUGCAGAGAUUUCCUGUGCCGAAAAUGAUUUCGGUUUCUACGCUGUCAAGCAAAACUAUAAGAGGCAGCAAGGCUGUUGGAAAACCACCGGUAAACAUGCAAUCAGAUGAACUGAAUGAUUCCCAAAAAUUGAAUGAAGAAGGAUUCAAGAUUGUAGGCCAGCAGGAGUAUAUCGCACGAUUGCAUGAACUUAAAGAUGAGAUCAUGCGAUCUUGGCAUUCUGAUGAUCGUGUAACAUCUUUAAAGUUGUCAAUCAAGGUUGCUAUGCUUCUGAUGGACACCUCUGUGGCACAAUUUUAUCCAUCAUUAUUUGUUCUAGCUACUGAUAUAAUGGACAUGCUAGGUGAUAUGGUAUGGGAGCGGAUCAAGCAGAAAGCUGAGUUUGCCGAUGAUGGAACCAUGAUAUGCUCUUUGCCAGAUGACUUUGAUUCAAAUAAUAUAUGCCUUGAAGCCAAAGAGACAUGCAGUAACUGGUUCAGAAAAAUUGCUUCCAUCCACGAGCUUCUUCCGCGCAUCUAUCUUGAGCUUGCGAUAUUUCCAUGUUGGCGGUUCUUGCAUGAUAAUGUUGGGGAUAGCCUCAUGCGCUUGGUUAUGAUGAUAAGAGGGAUUGCAGAUCCAUUGGCUUCGGCCUACUGCCGCUUCUUUUUGCUUCACUGUGCCCAAAAACUUCCCGGGCGCAGCACAGCGCAUCUGAUCACUUGUGUCAAUGACCUAAAAGUUGUACUUAUGCGGAUCGUAUCUAUGAAAGAAACCACGUUUGGGAACUUUUUGGGAGAUCGAAGGUUGCUUAUCAGCCUGAUGGAGCCAACAAUCGAGUAUACUACGAGAUGCGUUUUUAAGGAUCCAAAUCAGGUUGCUGAUAUGAUUGUGAGACUUGGAUUAGGGAAGAACCCAUUGGAAUUUUAUGGAAAAAUUCCCUGGAUAUCAGUUAUCCUCCAUCAUUUACUUAGGGAACUUCCAACUGAAGUAGUGUGUUCAAAUGCUGUGGAAAUUCUUCACCUUGUUGAGUGCAGCGACGAUUAUUCAUUUGACCAGUGUUUAAAUUACAAGAUGCUUGGAUUGAAACUUUGUGAGGGAAUAUCUCAAGUGAAAGAUGUUGAUCCCGUAAUUAAUGAAGUAAUUCAGGUUGCUACCGAAAGGAAGAGCCUUGAUGAGUAUUUGAAGAUCUUGGAUGCUUAUAUGGAUAUUAUUCUACAACAUAAGAUGGAUCUUUAUCUAAAUUCCAUUCUAAGUGAAAUAUUUGAGAGAUUGUGCAAUGAAGUGGUUACCGAAGCGGAAUUGGCUAGCCUGCAAUCAAUUGCUCUGAAGCUGAUCACACAUUUUGAUGAUAUGAAAUAUGUUUUUGAGCUGAACUAUUUUGUUGACAUAUUAGAUGUCAUGCAUGGGAGCUCAAGAAGCAUUGUGGAUAUGCACAUCCUUACUAAUGCCACAAGAAAUGAUCGCAUUGAUGAUCCUACCACCAUAAAACUGCUUUUUGAUGUUGCUCAGUCUCUUCACGAUAGUGUUAAUUUCCCAAGCACGAGACAGGAUGAUAAUCAUCAGGGAGAGCGUUUGAUUGCUCGUUUUGUUGAUAAGGUUGACCAUGGUAAGGAGUUGGAUCGCCAUUUGACUUUCUUGAUUGAAUGCCGUGGAGCUUUUAAUAACAUGAAUGAUCUGAAGGAAAUUCUUGUUCAUUCGAGCAAUCUUUUAGCAGCCAGGGCUUUGAGAGAGAAAACUGAUCAUAUCAACUUUAUCAAAUCUUGCAUUACUUUUAAUGAAGUUACAAUACCAUGUAUUCCGUCUUAUUCGAGGCAGUUAAUCUUAUAUCUUGAAACAGCAGAGGUUUCUCUUUUUGGAGGUUUGAUUUCCUAUUCAGAUGGACUUGUUGAUUCCGCUAUCGGCUGCUUACAAAACGUUUACUUGGUAGAUGGCUUGCGGAAAUCCAAUGAAGAUGCUGAUGGUAUUGUUUCCUUGAUGCAAAGGUUAUGCAGCUUCAUGCUCUUGGUUCCAGGUUUAUUCAUAUUUAACUUACUAAUCUUAAAAGUAAUUGUUCACAUAAAAAUUCAUAACAAAGAAGGUUCCGUUAGAUUGAAGGUUCAAAAUACAAAUCUUUUGGUGUAUUAGUGAAAUUUUAUC
Messenger RNA from Cynara cardunculus var. scolymus (artichoke), 2529 nucleotides. Its product is annotated as UPF0505 protein C16orf62 homolog. Lineage: Eukaryota; Viridiplantae; Streptophyta; Magnoliopsida; Asterales; Asteraceae. Gene Ontology annotation, cellular component: endosome. Gene Ontology annotation, biological process: endocytic recycling. The transcript has 19 exons. Bases 43 to 2517 code for a protein of 824 amino acids. The record is from RefSeq and is a predicted model, not a curated record.